CAGAGAACCAGAAACAGAGAGAGCUCCGAGCUACUCAACCAUGGCUAUGGUGCAAAAGCAAAGAGAUAACUUUUCUCUUUCUUCUCUUCACGAGAUUAAAAAGCUGGCCUCCGCUCCGAGCUGCUCAACCAUGGUUGCGGUACAAAAGCAGAGAGAUAAUUCCUCUCUUUCUUCUCUUCACGAGAUUGAAAAGCUGGAGAGGCCACCGAAGACCGAAGAAAAUAUGUUCCGGAAGAAAUCUUCUGGGUUUAACCAAAUGACUACUACACAAGGAGUCAAUGAUGCAGAUAAGUUAAGAAGUUUCAAGCGAAAGAGAGCAACAACUGACUGCUUAAAUGUAUCGUCCGAAGCUCAGUCUUCCGUCUUACAACAAGCAAAAGAGGUUCAAGCAAAUCUGGAACCAGAUUUCCCUAGCCUGAUCAAGACUAUGAGUCGAUCGCAUGUUACUGUUGGAUUUUGGCUGGGUCUCCCGAAGCACUUUUGUUCUGCACAUUUGCCUAAGCAUGAUGCAACAAUUGUUUUGGAAGAUGAAAGUGGGGAAGAAUUUGAAACAAAAUAUCUAGUUGAAAAGGUGGGUCUAAGUGCAGGAUGGAGAGGGUUUUCUAUUUCUCACAAAUUACUGGAGGGAGAUAUAGUAGUUUUCCAUUUAGUCGAGCCUUCAAAAUUUAAGGUAUACAUUGUGAGAUAUAAUGGUUCAGAUGAAGUGAAUGGUGCGCUUGCCCUUUUAAAAUUGGAUGCCUGCCCAAAACAACUGAUUUGUGAUGUGGAUACCAAGGCUUGUGAAAAGAUAGAAAUCGAGAAUUUGGAGUCUCUUUCUCACAAAAAUAGUCAAAAGAAUAACUUGAUGGUCUGUGGUACUGAUCUCAGGCCAAUAUCAGAUCCUUUAGAAGAUGACAGUGAUUUCAGCUCAGAAAUUUUGGAUGGAAUUAGAUUAGCAGAAUCUGUUGUUGAUUUUAAACAAGUCAGAAGCAUUGAGGAUUUCGUUGUUCUCGUUAAUGGUUUAGUUAUAAACUCUGAGCUCCCGAAGUUCCUUCUGACCAAGUACCACAAGCUGUGCUGCAGUCAGAAAGCAUUUCUUCAUGACCAUCUCCUCGAGGGUCUUAACUGUAAAUUAGCUGCUGGAAUAAUUUCUGAGACUAUUAACAUUUCCGAUGCCAUUAGAGCCUCCAAGAUUUGCACUUCACAAGAUAAUUUUUCCACUUGGGAAAAAACUUUGAAGGCCUUUGAGGUGUUGGGCAUGAACGUGGGUUUCCUGCUUGCACGGCUAGAGCAGCUUAUGAAUAUUUCACUUAAAUCAAAGAGGUAUAAAGAAGCUAUAGUUGAACGAGCUCAUGCAGAGGAGGAGAUAAAAGCUCUGGAGACAAAGCUUCUGGAAGCAAAAGAGAAAAUGAAUAGCCUUGAUAUCGAGAUCGAGAAUCUAGAUGUAACUGCCAAUAAGCUUGAACUUUUGUUUGUAGAAGUGGCUAAUGCCCCUUGGUAAUAGGAACGUUUGUGUUGUUGAUUAACAGUCUUUUGUAGACUAUAGUAUAUUCCGGGACCAGAAAUUUGUAAGAGAUGUUUUGUUUUAUAGGUAUAUACCUAUUUUUGUGAA
Juglans regia (Persian walnut) is the source of this 1591-nucleotide messenger RNA. Its product is annotated as B3 domain-containing protein Os01g0234100-like. The transcript has 8 exons. Gene Ontology annotation, molecular function: DNA binding. NCBI's taxonomy places the organism in Eukaryota, Viridiplantae, Streptophyta, Magnoliopsida, Fagales, Juglandaceae. The coding region runs from base 41 to 1480 and encodes 479 amino acids. The record is from RefSeq and is a predicted model, not a curated record.